GGCCGCCUCGCGCGCGCGCGACACCUCUGGCGCGGCGAUGCAGGCCAUGGCCGAGGCGAACGCCGACUCGGGCGCUGGCCUCGACGUGGAGGCCUGCGGCGCCGACUCGGGCGGCGGGCCCGCGGCGGAGGGCGGGGCGGCGGCCGGCGCCGGCGAGCCCGAGAAGCAGGCGCCCGAGCGGGCGGAGACCAAGGCGGAGGGCGAGGCGGAGGGCGAGGCGGCCAGCGCGUGCGCCGGCCCCGUGGCCGCGGCGGGGGAGCAGAGCGCGGCCGCGCCGCCGCCGCCGGCGGGCCAGAAGCCCAAGCCCGCGGUGGAGGGCGGCCUCGGCUUCGGGGGAGGAGCCGCCUCCGGCAGCGCCGGGCCCCCGGCCUCCGCCGCCUUGGCCUCCGCGCAGUCCCCGCCGUGCUCGCUCGGGCCGCGGCAGCCGCCGCCGCCGCCCGGCGGCGGCCCGCCGGGCCAGAGCGGGCCCCAGUGCGAGGAGGCGGGCGCCGGCGCCCUCGAGAGCCUACCGCCGGCCAAGAGCAAGUUCAGGUCGGGUGGCCUGCGGACCACGGUGAACACUCCCACGACCCUGGUGACGGAGGCUGACGUGGAGGACGGCCCGCUCGAGCCCGAGCACUACAUGUACUACGCGCAGCAGUACGCGGCGCUGGCUCAGCAGUACGCGGCCUACGCGCAGUACUGCGCCCAGUUCGCGCCCCCCGAAGGGUCGCCAGGAGUGCCGCCUGCCGCGAUCCCGUCCCCAGCGGCGCUGGAAGGCGGGGCCCGCGAGGCCCCGAAGAACGUGCCCAUCCGGCGUAGCUUCUCGGAGGUCCGUGCGGACGUCUUUCGGUACGAUCGAAAUUGGUACAGGAACUCGCUCGGGCCUCCCAAAGUGUGUGUCUGUGCCAUCUCUUGGCUCUCUGCCAUCAUGGUGACACCGUACCGGCACAAGUGGCUCAUCUCGGGCUCGCACCGCGAGGACGGCGAGACGUGGUACAACGGCUUCAAGGGCGACGUGAUAAAGUCUGUCAGGACCCUCGGCGGCUACGUAGGCUGUCGGUCCUGCGCCUUCUCGAACAUCGCGAAAGGGGACGAGUGCAAGCAGAUGUGA
Messenger RNA from Prorocentrum cordatum, 1093 nucleotides. Lineage: Eukaryota; Dinophyceae; Prorocentrales; Prorocentraceae. The record is from the annotation of a GenBank genome assembly.